GCUCGACCUCAGGCUAGAGCCUUGCUGCUUGCAGAAACUUUCGAAGGGUCGCCUGUCAGUUUUGCCUGAACGGCUAGCACAAAACUACAUAUACUACACUAGAUCCUGAGUUGCAGUUUUCUCUGGCCUGCUCCAUAAUCUCCUCUUUCUCGAAGGCGCUUUUUGUGUGCAUGCUGAAAGAAGGCUAAAAGCUCGUUUAGAAUGGAGAGCACAUUCUGCCCGUGCUCUCAGCCCACUUUCGUACGCCCUAUCUCAAAGUCAUGCAGCUCAACAAAACCCACCGCCCGUCAGGAUCCUCUCCCGUUGUGCCACCUGGCGCCGUCCAAUCUGCGCCCCAGAUCUCAAAGACAGAGCUUAAAAUCGGCAGCAUUUAGAACACCGAGCAUUGAGAAGUUACAGGACCAUUUUGAUUCCAAACGGAUUCCAGAUACUGAUGAAGUUAGCAAGCAAGGGAAACGGCGGCGGGGGCACAAUGUCAUGCGGGCAGCGCUGGCUCAAGAAGAUGGGUCCAAGGUGGUCGAGAAAAUUGAGGUUAUGGAGCCCGGUACUCCAACAGUAGAAACUGGGUAUUGGACGUGGCGGGGUUAUAAGAUCCGCUAUCAGCAGGCUGGCGGUAGCGGCCCGGUUCUUUUGCUAGUGCAUGGGUUUGGUGCUAAUUGCGACCACUGGCGGAAAAACAUGCCGUACCUGGCUCGAACGCACCGCGUGUUUGCGAUCGACUUACUCGGAUACGGCUACUCCGACAAGCCGAACCCGCGAGACUUUCCGGAAGGCACUCUGUACACUUUCGAAACAUGGGCGCAGCAAUUGCUAGACUUUUGUGACCAAUUCGCGGGGGGGCCCGUCUUCAUGAUAUGCAACUCGGUUGGGGGUUUGGCGGGUUUGCAAGCCGCCAUCGACCGGCCCGAAAUGGUCCGCGGUCUAGUUCUGCUCAACAUCAGCCUGCGCAUGCUGCACAUCACCAAACAGGAAUGGUGGAAGAAACCGUUCGUGAAGGCGGUCCAGACCGUGCUGCGCGGUACCAACCUGGGGCAGUCGUUCUUCAAGUCGUUGGCCAGCAAGAAGGCCGUCAAGAGCAUCCUCCAGCAGGCAUACCACGACGACUCCGCCGUGACCGACGAACUAGUCGACUUCAUCUUGACACCGGGUUUACAACCGGGCGCCGCUGACGUGUUCCUAGACUUCAUCUGCUACUCGUUCGGGCCACUCCCCGAGGAGCUCAUCCCGCGUGCCACAUGUCCGAUCCUGAUUGGCUGGGGCGAAAAGGACCCGUGGGAGCCCGUCGAGCUGGGGCGCGCGUACGGCGAGUUUGACAACGUGGAGGAAUUCGUCGUGUUGCCGAAUGUGGGGCACUGCCCGCAGGACGAGGCGCCGGACCUGGUAAACGCUCUUGUAGAAAAGUUCGUCGCAAAGCAUUUUGCAUAGGUCAAUCACAGUGUUGCGAGCAUUCUGCACAGAAUGCUCGCAACAUUCUGUGUAGAAUGUUGCGUAGGUUAAAAAGGUAACACAGAAAGUUGCAGAUGCGCUGCAUCGGGGGACGAGGUAUAAAUGCGAGCGCACAGAUCUUGUUCUUACAUGAUGGCCGUUUACGAAUCAG
Messenger RNA from Klebsormidium nitens, 1597 nucleotides. NCBI's taxonomy places the organism in Eukaryota, Viridiplantae, Streptophyta, Klebsormidiophyceae, Klebsormidiales, Klebsormidiaceae. The record is from the annotation of a GenBank genome assembly.